Coniophora puteana RWD-64-598 SS2 is the source of this 2748-nucleotide messenger RNA. RefSeq lists its product as uncharacterized. The transcript is spliced from 4 exons. Bases 75 to 2744 code for a protein of 889 amino acids. NCBI's taxonomy places the organism in Eukaryota, Fungi, Basidiomycota, Agaricomycetes, Boletales, Coniophoraceae. The record is from RefSeq and is a predicted model, not a curated record.
AGAGCAUCCAAACAGCAUCGUCCGUCGACUGGCAUUGCCAAGUCCAUUACAAGAUAUGCAUAUUUUUGAGUCCCAUGGCACCGGAUGUUGCAGCAAGCUCAGCUAGAUCACGCACUCGCUCGUCGGGCAUCGGCACUCGGGGCGGACCACAACGUGCACCUACAACUGGAGAGAAGAAGAAGAGAGGGCGUCCCCGGAAGAUACGACCGGGUACUGAAGCGAGGAGUGGGGUUGAUGGAGAUGACGAUUUGACGGCUGACGCUGGUGGGUCGACUGCGGAUGCGCCUGCCGACGCUUCAGGCAAUGUUGGGCAACUACAUGGCAUGGACGUCGAUGGAAAUACAGAAGAGGCAUCAUUUCCAGAGAAUCAAAUACAGUUACAUGCUAAUGAAGAGGACAUGGUCCAACCAGGAGCACGCAAUAUCACUCAAACGCAAGCGUAUCUCUCCAUCUUCGCGGACCAUCUAGCCUCAACCAAAGCCCACCUCUCGGGCUCGUCUCAGGCUCAUGAACAGCCUCCCUUCAACGAUUUUGACGAGAUCUCGGACGUUGCGUGGACUUCGAGCACGCACCCCUGGUCCCGCACCGAGCUCGACGCUUUCUUUCACGCGCUCUCCAUCCACUCCCGCUGGCGGCCCGACCUCGUUGCCGAGGACGUCAGCCAUGCCGCGCGCUCCGAACUCGCUCAAGGCCUCAGCGUCGCUGGUACGAACGUGGGCGGGAAGAGCAUCGCACAGGUUAUCGAGCUGCUCGAUGUCAUGGAACAGGCUUCCGCCGAGCUCGCCGCCCGCGAGGCUUUCAGCAGCAGCAGCAGCAGCAGCACAUCAGUUUCCGGCGGACGCGGCACGCGAUACACGCACGAACCCGCGAUGGAGGUCUCGGAUGACUGGAUCGUGGCGGAGGAGCGUAUGGCGCUGGAGAUCAUCCGGACGGAGGAAGAACGUGAUGCUGAUGCGGCCGCUGCAUUUUUGCAGGAGGCGAAUCCGGAUCGGAGGCGGAGGAGGUACGAGUGGGAGGAUGCGAGGGCGGGGAAGCGGCGGAAGUCUGAGGUGGCUGGUGGGCUGGAUGCGCUGCCGUCGUUGGGGAGUGGGCAUUUGCAGGUGUUGGACUCGAUUUUGAGGGCUACAGAGGGGCAGAGGAGUGAAGGUGAGGAGGAGGAGCAGAUGGAGGACCCGAAGGAUGCUUCCCAGCCUCCAGAAGCUGGGCACGCGGAGGAUGAAGUGGACGAGGAGGAUGCAGCGCCUUCGAGGCGAGGCUUGGGCUCUUCUGGGGACGAUGCCGGGGUACAGGAGGCUGAACCUUCCGUGCAUGCGCAGGCUGUCAUUACCGACGAUAUGAUUGACCCUGCUUUGCUGGGCGAAGAGCAUUAUCAAGCUCCGUCUCGGCGUGGAUCAUCACCUCCAACUCCUGCAUUACCACCUCUAGCUGCUCCUUCAGCGCCAUCCCGUGCACAAACACCACCUACCCCUGUUUCCCCAGCUACACAAUCCCCUCUACCUACCGCCGCGGCUGUUUCGGCCGUUGACGAUCCCGAUCAAGAUGACGGCGUCGAUCCUGCCAGACUCUCACCAGCAUCUCGCAGACGGUACCAGAAACGUCUGUAUAUGCGUCGCAAACGCGCUAGUGGAAGCCGGAGUGUGAAUACUUCGCUGAGCGUAUUGAAGCCUGGCCGGAAGAAAUCGUCUCUUAGCGUUGCCCAAGACGCGUCUCGGCGCGGAGGCAGGCCAAAGACGAAGGAAAAGCGCAGGGAAAGGACAAGAACGCCGGCGGCAUCUGUUUCUCGCCCAGGGACGCCUGUGGCUGGUGAGGAGGGAGCGGACGGAGGGGAAGGCGAGCAGUCGGCGAGGUUGAAGUUCAAGGGUCGCGGGUUGAAAACACGUUAUAAGCUUCGUGCUGCGUUCGCUAAUGCUGGGGUUGAUGCUACCUGGUUGCAGGAGAAUGGGAUGGACUUGUUUAACCUCGGCUCCCUUGGGCGUCUUUCUGGGUUAGCGAGCUCUCCGUUCAAUGAAGAAGAAACCGCGACGCAUGCGAUCUCACCUGCGCUCGUACGGUUCCUUCAGGCUGCGAUCACUGCGUAUGUUGGUGAUGUGGCGCGUGAGGCGAUCGUUCUCAGGGAGCAGGAGCGGAAGAUCAAGGAGCGUUCCAGAUUUUGGAAGUUUCAAGAGCACUCUAUCCCUACAAGUACCGUUGAAGAAGCGAUCCAGAUUACAAGCAUCCGCCACAUGAACGGCAAAGUAGCAAGUGAAGACGUGGGGCAACGAGGCGUGUCUAUCCAUGGCGACGAACACGAGGACGGCGGCGAUGCCGAGGACGAAGAAGAGGUUCAAUAUGAAAAUAGCCAUGACAAAGACGACGUUUGUGGACGCGAUCCUCGCAUGGCCGUCUUCUAUCCCCCUCCAUCUUUUGGACUGAGCAGCUUCGCCUGUCUGACGCCAUCCCUUUACGAGGAUCGCCGACGCAAGUUUAUCAAGCGCCAAUUACCGUCGUCUAGGUCUUCUUCCCCGUCGCCGAUGCAGGGUGUUCUGCACCUGUCACCGGCCUAUGUUGUCCCUCCCUCUCGGGCGCUAGGAUGGGAGGAUGACGUCAUGCCCUCGGAUACAGACGAAGAAGCUCUACAAGGAGAAUUAAACUCGGAGGAAGCAGUGAACGCGGUGGACGAAGACGCGGCGCGGGAGCAUGAGAGGCGCUUGCGAGAAGCUGUGGGUCUGAUCGGACAUGCGGAGGAUUCAGAAGGCUCGUGUUGAUGUG